Messenger RNA from Culex quinquefasciatus (southern house mosquito), 1232 nucleotides. Its product is annotated as E3 ubiquitin-protein ligase TRIP12-like. Bases 619 to 1116 code for a protein of 165 amino acids. Gene Ontology annotation, cellular component: nuclear speck. Gene Ontology annotation, molecular function: ubiquitin protein ligase activity. NCBI's taxonomy places the organism in Eukaryota, Metazoa, Arthropoda, Insecta, Diptera, Culicidae. The record is from RefSeq and is a predicted model, not a curated record. Gene Ontology annotation, biological process: regulation of double-strand break repair; DNA damage response; protein polyubiquitination. The transcript is spliced from 2 exons.
AACGCAGUCUACAAUUCAGCGAUUUCAACCAAUCAACCGGGUCAUCAUCACCACCACGCCACCAAUCAUCAUCAGCCGGAAGCCGGUUCCAGCUAGCUGUCCCAUCUGUACCAGAUGCACCCUUAAUUUCGGACACCUUUGCGUACAACGCCGAGCAGGGCAUUCUAACGUCUCCCCCUUCAGUCCCGUCUCGUGCCGGUGCCACGCUGGUAGCAGCAAAUCAAAGUCGCUUCACGACGAAUCCGCGCCGGUUCAUCCACCUCGUCGUCCGUCAUGCAAACACUGAUCAACAAAGCGACGACGCUGGACUCUUUCUCGGGUCGGAAGACAUUGGAUUCACCCGGUGCGGAACGGUACGCGUAAGUUCGGUUGCUUGGUUUUACACCGGAUGUUGGAACGGUGUGUGCUGCGGAAGCGAGUGCAACAUCAGUUCGGCACCUGCAUGACUGUCCAGCCCGUACGUGUACCUCCAUGGCAACUGCAAGAUGUUCUAGAAACACUCCUGCAGCCGGAAAUAGUUCGUGCAUUACCGGCUGGUAUCGCAGAAAAUCUUGAAAAAGCACCUCGAAAAAAAACUUUAACACAACGCCGGAUCGAGGAACUGCCAAUGUGGUGCGAAUGCUGAGCGUCAUGUGUGCCAACGCACCCUCGGACGCACCUGCACGAUCGAUUUUCACUCAAUGCAGUGGAUCAACGAGGACACCGGAAAGACGAGGACCGUGCAGUGGAAGAACAAUCACUGCUCGCGCAACCACACGGAACAAUGAUCAUAACCGCAGGCACGCUUGCAACCCUCACAACGGCCGCGUCUCUUUCGAGCGAAACUGGCGAUCCAAGCGCCUUCGCCGUCCGAACGAGUUGUGUCAAUCUAGCUACGCGACCUCCGAACGCCACUCGAGAAGUACGGAUUGCGUGCCUCAUGGAGGAGCGCGGACUGGUGCCGAAUUCAUCCGGAACUUGUACUCGGUUCUGUACGAGGUGUACAGUUCUUCGGCAGGAUCCUCUGUGCGGUACAAAUGCUUACGUGCCCUGCAGUGGUUGGUGUACUUUGCGAACGAUGCGCUCUUGCGAGAAGUGCUCAAGAACAAGCUAGUUUCUCGCGCAUUGACGGCAUGAUGGCAUCCAACGAUCUCAGAAUAGUGGUCGGAGCGCCGGAAGCCGGUUCCAGCAAGCAGUACCAUCUGUACCAGACGCACCCCACUUUUCGAACACUUGGCAUUCUGACGACUCCA